Messenger RNA from Vicia faba (fava bean), 300 nucleotides. The record is from the annotation of a GenBank genome assembly. NCBI's taxonomy places the organism in Eukaryota, Viridiplantae, Streptophyta, Magnoliopsida, Fabales, Fabaceae.
AUGUAUCUUUCAAUACCUUGUUUAUAUAUGGCAAAGUGUUUGCACAGAAGCAAUGAGAUGAGUCGUUUUGGUGUAAACUUAGCUUGGGAGCUGCUCGGUGACUGUCCAAAACAUGUACAUAUUGAUUUAAGCAAUCUUAGUUCGAGUGAUUUUAUAUGGGGAACUGAUAUUACAAAAGCAACCCUUCUUCUAUUACUUCCAUUUCAAAUUGAAAAUGAGGGUAUAACUGCUGCAAAACUUGAAAUGCACAUGCACCUCGUGAAUUUUGACCACGAGUGUGUAUAUUUUGAAACCGUUUGA